This is a messenger RNA of Hypoxylon trugodes, 750 nucleotides long. RefSeq names its product tubulin binding cofactor A. Gene Ontology annotation, cellular component: microtubule cytoskeleton; cytosol. Gene Ontology annotation, molecular function: beta-tubulin binding. NCBI's taxonomy places the organism in Eukaryota, Fungi, Ascomycota, Sordariomycetes, Xylariales, Hypoxylaceae. The transcript has 2 exons. Bases 178 to 543 code for a protein of 121 amino acids. The record is from RefSeq and is a predicted model, not a curated record. Gene Ontology annotation, biological process: tubulin complex assembly; post-chaperonin tubulin folding pathway.
UAUUCCUCGAUUCGGAUAACUUCUUGCCUCAUCCCACCAAACAACAGCUUUUCUCUAGGCAACUAUAUAACAAAACUAGUAUUUAAAGGAUAGGAAAGCCAAGUAUUUCUGGCCUCCCCAUUAUACUCCUAUAAGUACCCAAAACCACGGAAAAAGACAUACAACAAACGUAACACAAUGCCGGCCCCGUCACCCCUCACCAUCGCGACGCAGUCCGUCCAGCGCCUCGUCAAGGAGGAAAAGUCGUACCGCAAGGAGCUCACGCAACAAUCGGAGCGCGUCAAGAAGCUAGAGACACAGAUUAAGGAUGCUGGUGAAGGCGCAGACGAUAAUGCCGCUUAUGUAUUGAAGCAAGAGCAAAAAGCCAUGGACGAAACCCGCGCCAUCUUCGUACCCCUAGGCGAACGCAUCGCCCAAGCCGUUCAACGACUCGAGGAGCAAAUCGCAACAGCCGAGAGCGAGAGCGGACCAGCGGACGAGAUACAGAAGGCGAAAGAAGCCUUGGAGCUUGGAAAGGCCGUGGAGGAGCCGCCCGUUGUGUAAUAUGGACAACCCGACAGGUUUGGGCUACGAGGUGGUUGCGUGUGGAUAUGGAAAGCAGUGAAUUAAUACAAUGAUACCACAUCUUUUGCAAAAGCAGAAAUAAAAGAAAUAAGUAAGAUUAGACAAUGUUUGCCUAGGAAUAAGUGUAGAUUAAUACUAGCAAGAAGCCAUUCUCUAUUCUGUCUUAGCGUACUGCUCCGUUCUGUU